AUGAUUGGUGGUAUUGUUACUCAUGCAGGCCUCAUUUCCACUUCUGAAAAAACCUUCACUGAACAGCCCCUACCAGCCGAAUUGGAAGAUCUUGUUGUAGUGCCUAAGAAUUUCCAAAACAUCCUGGCCCUGGUGUUUGGCAUAAAGGAGAUAAAUGAAAAUCCUCAGGUUCUACCCAAUCUCACUCUGGGUUUCUGCAUCUAUGACAGCUACAACAAUGCAAAGAGGACCUAUCAUGCUACAAUGCUGCUUUUAUCAGCAUUGGAGAGAUUGAUCCCUAACUACAAUUGCAACCUACAGAAUAAUCUUCUAGCAGUCAUUGGGGGGCUGGACUCCCAAAUCUCCCUCCAUGUGGCAACUAUCUUGGAUAUCUACAAGCUUCCUCAGAUCAUAUAUGGUUCUGCUCCAGUAAUGAAUGAUAAGACCCCAGGCCUUACCUUCUACCAGAUGGUCCCUCAAGAAGUCCUUCAGAAUAUGGGGAUUCUUUCUUUACUUCUGCAUUUUAGGUGGACGUGGAUUGGGAUGCUUAUUAUGGAUGAUGAAAAUGGAGAAAGAUUUGUGCAAACUGUGUUUCCAUAUUUCUCCAAGAAGCAUGUCUGUUUUGCCUUCAUAGAAAAAAUACCCAAAUUCAGACUUAUCAGUGAAUUUUCUGGUAUGUUCAAACAUGCGGCAAAAAUAUAUGAUCAAAUGAUGGGCGGCAAAGUUAAUGCAUUGGUGGUCUAUGGUGAUUCUUAUUCUCUGGUGCUUUUGAGAUGGUUCAAAUAUUUGCCAAAUAUAGAAAAAGUAACUGCUAACCCCAAAGGUAUAGUAUGGAUAAUGACAGCCCAGGUGGAGCUCACUUCCUUGGUCUACCAAAAGGAUUGGGAUGCAGAAAUAUUCAAUGGUGCUCUGGCCUUAACAACUCACUCCAAUGAUCUACCAGGAUUCAAGCCAUUUCUGGAGAGCAGAAACCCUUCCAGUAUGAAAGCCGAUGGAUUUAUCAAGGAUUUCUGGCAACAUGCCUUUGGUUGUGCAUUCCUAGAUCAGGUUCUGGGCAACGAGGAUGAGAAGGUUUGCACAGGGGAGGAGAAGUUGGAAAGCCUUCCAGGGACCUUCUUUGAAAUGAGCAUGACUGGCCAUAGCUACAGUAUCUACAAUGCUGUCUAUGCUUUGGCCCAUGCGUUGCAUGCCAUGUCCUCAUUGAAACUCAAAGAGAGAGCAAUGGCAGGUAGAGGAUGGCUGAAGCUUCAGAAUCAAGGUUCCUGGCAGCUCUAUCACUUUCUUGGAGGUGUCUCUUUUAACAACAGUGCUGGAAACAAGGUUUCCUUUGACCAGAGCGGGUCUCUAGUUGCUGGAUUUGAUGUUAUCAAUUGGAUCGUAUCUCCCAACCGAUCUUUUCAUCGCGUGAAAGUUGGAAGUGUGGAUCCACAAGCUCCUCCAGACCAGGCUUUAAGGAUAAAUAAAGAGGUUAUAAUAUGGCACAGCUGGUUUAACCAGACACAGCCUCUUUCUUUAUGUACUGAAAGUUGUCGUCCUGGUACAAACAAGCAAUUGCAGGAAGGAAAGCCAUUUUGUUGUUAUAAUUGCAACCAAUGUCCAGAAGGAAAGAUUUCAGAGCAUGAGGACACAGACGACUGUCAUACGUGUCCAGAAAAAAAGUAUCCAAACGAGAACCAGGAUUUCUGUAUUCCCAAGAUUAUAACCUUCUUGUCUUAUACUGAGCCUUUGGGUCUCAGUUUAGCCUUCUUUGUUCUUUCCCUUUCUUUGCUCACAGCUCUGGUGAUAGGAAUAUUUAUGAAACACCACAACACUCCCAUAGUCAUUGCUAACAACCGGGACCUCACCUAUGGUCUCCUCGUCUCCCUCCUGCUCUGUUUCCUUUGUGUGUUCCUAUUCAUUGGCCAACCGCAGAAGGUGACGUGUCUCCUCCGACAAACCACGUUCGGCAUCAUCUUCUCAGUGGCUGUUUCCUGUGUGCUGGCAAAAACCAUCACUGUGGUUCUGGCUUUCAUGGCCACAAAGCCAGGAUCCAAAAUCAGAAAAUGGUUGGGGAAAAGGCUGGCCAGCUCCAUUGUUCUUUCCUGCUCCUUUAUUCAAACUGGCAUCUGCACUGUGUGGCUGGCCAUGAAUCCUUCUUUCCCAGAUAUCGACAUUCACUCAGUAGCUGGGGAAAUUGUAAUGGAAUGUAACGAGGGCUCUGUGACUAUGUUUUCCUGUGUCCUGGGCUAUAUGGGCUUCCUUUCCGUUGCCAGCUUCACUGUGGCAUUCUUUGCCCGGGAGCUGCCUGACAGUUUCAAUGAAGCCAAGUUCAUCACUUUCAGCAUGCUGGUCUUUUGCAGUGUUUGGUUAUCCUUUGUCCCAACCUAUUUGAGCACCAAGGGGAAAUACAUGGUAGCUGUGGAGAUCUUCUCUAUCUUAGCCUCCAGUGCUGGAUUGCUGGGUUGCAACUUUUUCCCAAAAUGUUAUAUUAUAUUAUUGAAGCCUGAGCUGAACAACAGGGAACACCUCAUCAGAAGAAAAGAAUAA
Elgaria multicarinata webbii is the source of this 2505-nucleotide messenger RNA. RefSeq names its product vomeronasal type-2 receptor 26-like. Gene Ontology annotation, biological process: G protein-coupled receptor signaling pathway. The record is from RefSeq and is a predicted model, not a curated record. Gene Ontology annotation, cellular component: plasma membrane. The transcript is spliced from 6 exons. NCBI's taxonomy places the organism in Eukaryota, Metazoa, Chordata, Lepidosauria, Squamata, Anguidae. Bases 1 to 2505 code for a protein of 834 amino acids. Gene Ontology annotation, molecular function: G protein-coupled receptor activity.